This is a messenger RNA of Clavispora lusitaniae ATCC 42720, 3267 nucleotides long. It is a transcript of the gene CDC60, whose product is annotated as leucine--tRNA ligase. Gene Ontology annotation, molecular function: aminoacyl-tRNA deacylase activity; leucine-tRNA ligase activity; ATP binding. The record is from RefSeq and is a predicted model, not a curated record. NCBI's taxonomy places the organism in Eukaryota, Fungi, Ascomycota, Pichiomycetes, Serinales, Metschnikowiaceae. Gene Ontology annotation, biological process: leucyl-tRNA aminoacylation.
AUGAGUGCUACCAUCAAGUUGGAGAAAACCGACAGACGUGAUACUCUUGUCGAGAUCGAGAAGAAGUAUCAGAAGUUCUGGGAUGAAAACAAGUUUUUCGAAGUGGACGCUCCUACUUUGGAAGAGGAUCCCGAAGACGAUCCAGAUCAGUUGAGAGAGACGUUUCCAAAGCACUACAUCACCAUGGCCUACCCAUAUAUGAACGGUGUCUUGCACGUGGGACACUCUUUCACCUUGUCCAAGGCCGAGUUUGCCACUGGUUUCGAGAGAAUGAGAGGCAAGAGAGCUUUGUUCCCAUUGGGUUUCCACUGUACCGGUAUGCCCAUCAAAUCUUCCGCUGACAAGAUCAAAAGAGAGGUGGAACAGUUUGGCGCUGACUUCUCUGGCGUUCCUGCUGAGGAUGAGGAAGAAGAGGAACAAGUCAAGGAGGAAGUCAAGAAGGUUGACCCCACCAAGUUUGCCGCUAAGAAAUCCAAGGCUGUAGCCAAGCAAGGGAGAGGAAAGUACCAGUUUGAGAUCAUGUUGCAAUUGGGUCUUUCCAAAGAGGAGGUGGCAGCUUUUGCCGACCCACAACACUGGCUCCAGUACUUCCCUCCUUUGGUCAAGAGAGAUGUCUCUGCCUUUGGAGGAAGAGUCGACUGGAGAAGAUCCAUGGUCACGACUCCUGCCAACGCUUACUACGACGCUUUCGUCAGAUGGCAAAUCAACAGAUUGAAGGACUGUGGCAAAAUCAAGUUUGGUGAGCGUUACACUAUUUACUCGGAAAAGGAUGGCCAAGCUUGUUUGGACCACGACAGACUGAGUGGAGAAGGUGUCAACCCACAGGAAUAUGUGGGCAUCAAGAUUGAGGUGACUGAAUUUGCCCCUGAAGCGCAAAAGAUUUUCGCUGAAAACAACUUUGAUCUUUCCAAGAACAAGGUGUACUUGGUUGCAGCCACUUUGAGACCAGAAACCAUGUACGGUCAAUCUUGCUGUUUCGUGUCGCCCAAGAUCACUUACGGUGUUUUCAAAGCCGCGGAAGGUGUCUACUACAUCACCACUAAGAGAGCAUUCAAGAACAUGUGCUACCAGAAAUUGACUCCAACCAGAGGUGACCACACUGCUACCUUGACUAUUGGUGGUGGUGCCAUUGUCGGUUCCAAGAUCCUUCCACCUUUGGCCUUGUUGAGCAACUUGCGUGUUCUUCCGAUGGAGACCAUCUUAGCCUCCAAGGGUACUGGUGUUGUCACCUGUGUUCCAUCUGACUCGCCAGACGAUUUUGUCACCACCAGAGACUUGGCCAACAAGCCAGACUACUACCACAUUGAAAAGGAUUGGGUCAACACAGAAAUCAUUCCUAUUGUGCGUACUGAAAAGUAUGGUGACAAGGCGGCCGAGUACUUGGUGAAUGAAUUGAAAAUCCAAUCUCCUAAGGACCAAGUCCAAUUGGCAAAGGCCAAGGAGCUUGCUUACAAGGAAGGUUUCUACAAUGCCACGAUGUUGGUUGGAAAGUACAAGGGUGAAAAGGUUGAGGAAGCCAAGCCUAAGGUCAAGGCUGACAUGAUUGCUGCGGGACAAGCGUUUGUUUACAAUGAGCCUGAAUCGCUUGUUGUUUCUCGUUCUGGUGAUGACUGUGUGGUCUCCUUGGAAGACCAGUGGUACAUUGACUACGGAGAAGAAUCGUGGAAGUCUCAGGCUUUGGAAUGUCUUGCCAGCAUGGAGACAUACUCGAAGGAAACCAGAAAUGGCUUCGAAGGUGUCUUGGAGUGGUUGAAAAACUGGGCGCUCACUAGAACUUAUGGUUUGGGUACCAAAUGUCCAUGGGAUGAGUCUCAAUUGAUUGAGUCCUUGUCGGACUCUACUGUGUACAUGGCAUACUACACUAUUGCUAGAUUCUUGCACUCGGACUACUACGGUAAGAUCCCAGGCAAAUUUGACAUCAAGCCCGAACAAAUGACAGACGAGGUGUUUGACUACAUCUUCACUCGCCGUGAAGACGUCAAGUCGGACAUUCCUUCCUCUCAAUUGAAGGCUAUGAGAAGAGAGUUUGAGUACUUCUACCCAUUGGACCUGAGAGUUUCCGGUAAGGACUUGGUUCCUAACCACUUGACCUUCUUUAUUUACACGCAUGUGGCUCUUUUCCCAAAGAAAAUGUGGCCUAGAGGUGUUAGAGCUAACGGUCACUUGAUGUUGAACAAUGCCAAGAUGUCGAAGUCUACUGGUAACUUUUUGACUUUGGAGCAAUGUGUGGAGAAGUUUGGUGCUGAUGCUUCGAGAGUGGCUUUGGCCGAUGCGGGUGACACUAUUGAAGAUGCCAACUUCGACGAAGCUAACGCUAACGCUGCCAUCUUGCGUUUGACUACCUUGAAAGAAUGGUGUGAGGAAAUCACCUCGUCUCAAGACAAAUUGAGAACAGGAGAGUACAACUUCUUUGACCAAGCUUUCGAGAACGAGAUGAACUUCUUGAUUGAGCAGGCUUACGAACAGUACGAGCUCACCAACUACAAGAGUGCGCUUAAGUACGGUUUGUUCGACUUCCAAUCGGCAAGAGACUACUACAGAGAUUCUGUUGAGUCAAUGCACAAGGAUUUGGUUCAAAAGUACAUCUUGAACCAGGCAUUGUUGUUGGCCCCUAUUGCUCCACACUUUUCUGAGUUCUUAUACAAAGAAAUCUGCGGCCAGACUGGUUCCGUGCAAACCGCUGCUUUCCCUAGAGCCUCGAAGCCUGUGUCUCAAGGUUUGUUGGACUCUCUUGAAUACGUCAAGGAAUUGGCUAGAGCUGUUCGUGAAGCUGAGGCUGUUGUCUUGAAAUCCAAGAAGGGUAAGGCUGAGGUUGACCCAAGCAAGCCUGCACUGGUCACUUUGCUUGUGGCAUCUUCUUUCCCCGAAUGGCAAGAUGAGUACAUUGAGCUUGUGAGACAAUUGUUUGAGGCCAACACUUUGAACGACAACAAGGUCAUCAAGGAGAAGGUGGGUAAGGAUAUGAAGAGAGCCAUGCCGUUCAUCAACUUUUUGAAACAAAGAUUGGCAAAGGAGAGCCCCAAGACAGUUUUCAACAGAAAAUUGACCUUCGACGAGGGCGAACUUCUCAAGCAGGUUGUUCCUAACCUCGCCAAGUCCACUACCACAGUUAAGAUUGCCGAAAUCAAACUUAUUUCGUUCCCACACGGAAGCAAGAUUGGUACCGAUAUUCUUACCGGAGAGGAGGUGGAAAUCACCGCCACUGGAAAGGUUGUUGAGGCUGCUGUUCCAGGUGAGCCAGGUAUCAUCAUCAAGAACACUGAAUAG